Molecule: messenger RNA, 1855 nt
Organism: Perca fluviatilis (European perch)
Lineage: Eukaryota; Metazoa; Chordata; Actinopteri; Perciformes; Percidae
Product: probable G-protein coupled receptor 34
Exons: 3
Coding region: 514-1782 (422 amino acids)
Biological process (GO): G protein-coupled receptor signaling pathway
Cellular component (GO): membrane
Molecular function (GO): G protein-coupled purinergic nucleotide receptor activity
Source: RefSeq, a predicted model, not a curated record
GAGAAGAGCUACAUGGUGCAUGGUGAACAGGGUGAGAGUGCGGUGGGCCUCCUUCCUGUCUUUGCACUUCUGAGGAAACAGAGGGGGGAAAAGGGUAUUGACAGAGGCGGUUCUAGACUAGAAAGACUCAGUGAGAGGGAGAUAAAACAAGAGGCAGAGACAAGAGAACAGCAGACUAAACAGUCAUAUCUGUUAGAGCAAGAGUGGAGAGGGUAAGAAAGGCUUUUCAAUUAAGAAAGAGAGGACGACUAAGACAGAAAAAGGCAAGCUGAGAACAGAGAGCUGAGACGGGGAGGAGCAGACACUGUCAAAAGGAUGUGCAAAAAGAGUCUGCAGGAUCAAAAACUGAAGAAAAAGUUUGAUGAAGGAAAAAAAACACACUGGAUUGCUGUGCUCCCACAUCUCUCUGCACUUUACCCCACAUUUAAACUGCAGCUGUGCUGAAAUCUCUACCGAAGGAAUAUCGAUGAGCCAAAUGAUCAACAACCCUGAAGUUGUCACUCCUCAGACACAAUGACCACCUUCUCUUCUGCCUCUUCAUUUCCCUUCACUCUUUCAGCCUCUGCAUCGUCUAACUCCUCUCAUACUCUCUCUACUUUAUCCCUCCCUGUUUCGAUGUCAUCCUUCUUCGCUACCACCUCUCCCCCAAACCAAACUGUGUGUUCGUUUGAUGACACCACCCUCCGUCUGCCGCUGGCGGUCAUAUACUCCCUGUUCUUCAUCUUUGGGCUCGUGGGUAACCUCUUCGCACUGUGGGUCUUCCUUUUCCUACAUUCAAGCCGCAACUCUGUGCGGGUGUUCCUCAUCAACUGUGCUGUGGCUGAUCUGGUCCUCCUGGCGUGUCUGCCAUUCAGGGUUUUCUACCAUGUUAAUGGCAACAAGUGGGUACUGGGAUCUGUAGCCUGCAAGGUGGUCGGGAAUCUGUUUUAUAUGAACAUGUACAUCAGUAUUACGUUACUGGGGCUUAUCAGCUUGGACAGAUACUUGAGGUUAAAGGGGAAAGGCAGAGCGCGGAGAUGCAUGAGGAUGACGCUGUGUGGGCGCAGCUGGUCGUGGAGCUGGGUGGCGUGCGGAGCUCUGUGGGGUCUGUCACUGGUGCCGCUGGUGUCAAUGAUCGCCACAGCAGAGGACAAAGAGGGCGAGGACAAGGAGAAAUGCUUCCAAUACAAGAAGCGUGUACAAGCCAAAGGGAAAGCCUACUUCAACGGGGUGCUGGUGUUUUUGUUCUGGCUUGUCUUCAUCAUGCUGGUGGUCUCCUAUGCAAAAAUUGCUUCCCAGUUGCUGAGGGUGUCGCGGGACAAGCCGGACCUUCCCAACGCACAGCGAUAUGAACGAACUGCCAAGAAGUCUUUCUUUGUCCUCUUUCUGUUCACCGUCUGCUUCGGGCCCUACCAUGCCUUUCGCCCCUUUUACAUCAUCUCCCAGCUCAGGGAAACAGUAUCUUGUGACUACUUGAAACUGAUAGACCAUACCAAUGAGGUGAUGCUAUUGUUCUCUGCCUUCAAUAGCUGUUUGGAUCCUGUCAUGUACUUUCUGUUAUCUGGCUCAGUGCGUAAAACCGCCCUCCAAGCACUUGGACAUAGACUUGGCAACCGGCUUCUCUUCCUAAAUGAAGCAACAUCAAACAGCUCAAUGGAGUUCAGACGACCAUCUGUACCUAUGGCUUUUCCUAACCGUGAACUUAACACGCCCUCAGUCACCCCCAGAACAAGUAUCUGUGUCAUCAACUCCAACCUUUGUCGCCCUGGCCUGACCACGCUUCCAACUACUGGCCAACAGUGAUCAUAAGUUUGUCUGAUUGCAAAUAAUGUAACCAUGAACACUGAAAAAUAAAUAUCUGACAUUAUCAAAGUAA